AAGAACGCUACUAGCUAGCAAAGCUAGUAGUUUGCAGCGUUCACAUUGAGCUGUGGAGACCCGAUCAUGUUUCUUCGGACUCUCAGAUCGUGCAUGCUGCCCUUCCCCCGGGCUUGUUCUCGACCGUACCACGCUGACCAAGUGGCUCGUCUUGGCUCUCAACCUGACAAACAGUCGGCGGAAUAUCAGGAGAACUAUGAACGGAUGCAAGUUCUUGUUGAUCAACUGAAAAGCAGAGCUGAGAGCAUUAAACUGGGUGGAGGUGAAAAAGCCAGAACUCUACACACUUCUCGUGGAAAACUUCUACCCAGAGAACGGAUCGACCGACUGCUGGAUCCUGGCUCUCCCUUCCUGGAGUUGUCCCAGUUUGCGGGGUACGAGUUGUAUGGCAAAGAGCAAGUUCCAGCCGGUGGGAUCAUCACGGGGAUUGGACGUGUGUCAGGAGUUGAAUGUAUCAUCGUAGCCAAUGAUGCCACUGUGAAAGGGGGAACUUACUAUCCCAUCACUGUGAAGAAACAUCUCCGGGCACAAGAGAUCGCCCAGCAGAACCACUUGCCAUGUAUCUAUUUAGUGGAUUCCGGAGGAGCAAACCUACCCAGACAGGCUGAGGUGUUCCCAGACAGAGAUCAUUUUGGACGCAUUUUCUUCAACCAGGCUCGACUGUCAUCCCAAGGAAUUGCACAGAUCGCAGUGGUGAUGGGAUCCUGCACAGCUGGAGGAGCAUACGUUCCUGCAAUGGCUGAUGAAAGUAUCAUUGUGAGGAAGCAAGGGACCAUUUUCCUUGGUGGACCUCCACUGGUGAAAGCAGCAACAGGUGAGGAGGUUUCAGCCGAAGACCUUGGUGGUGCUGAUCUCCACUGCAGGAAAUCCGGCGUGACGGACCACUACGCUCUAGAUGAUGAUCAUGCGCUUCAUUUAGCUCGCAAAGCAGUGAGGAAUCUGAACUACAGGAAACAUAUAGAUGUGACAACAGAAAGCCCGGAGCCACCUCUAUACCCUGCAGAUGAGAUUUAUGGCAUCGUUGGAGAUAAUCUGAAGCGCAACUUUGAUGUCAGAGAGGUCAUUGCAAGAAUUGUUGAUGGAAGUAAAUUUGACGAGUUCAAGGCUUUUUAUGGAGACACACUAGUUACAGGUUUUUCAAGAAUAUUCGGCUACCCCGUAGGAAUAAUUGGCAACAACGGAGUCUUGUUUUCAGAAUCUGCAAAAAAGGGGACACAUUUCAUUGAGUUGUGCUGCCAGCGAAACAUUCCACUACUGUUCCUUCAAAACAUUACAGGUUUCAUGGUGGGACGGGAGUAUGAAGCCGGUGGGAUUGCAAAGGACGGGGCGAAGAUGGUAACGGCAGUGGCCUGUGCCAGUGUUCCCAAAGUCACGGUCCUCAUCGGGGGAUCUUACGGAGCAGGAAACUACGGCAUGUGUGGCCGAGCUUAUAGCCCUCGUUUCCUCUACAUGUGGCCAAACUCCCGGAUAUCAGUAAUGGGCGGCGAACAGGCGGCCACAGUCUUGGCAACCAUCACUAAAGAUCAAAGAGCACGUGAGGGAAAGGAGUUUACAGCUGAGCAGGAGGCCGCCAUGAAAGAACCAAUCGUCCGGCGCUUUGAAGAGGAAGGCAGCCCGUACUUCUCCAGCGCCAGACUCUGGGAUGAUGGGAUCAUUGACCCUGCUGAUACUCGCCUUGUGGUCGGUCUGAGUCUCAGCGCCGCAUUGAAUGCACCAACGCAGAAGACACAGUUCGGAGUUUUCAGGAUGUGAUGGGCAGCGAUUGUUGAUUUGUUUCACUUCUCAGAUUGUGUUGGUAGUAAAAGUGAAUUAUGAACCGGUAGCUUUGUCACAGACCUCAACAAAACUUCUGGAUGAAUCAUACUAUGUUAGUGCCGAUCUAGUGUGAGAAGAUGGCCAUGACUUUUGCCUUAAAUCCCUUGCUGUUUUGUAUGUUCAUCAAAUAUUGUAAAUGUCAAAAUAUAAAGGUAAUAAAGUAUUGUUAAGUUUGAUUCUGACCAAGUCAUAAGGGGGCGCUGUUUAACUUUGCUACAUUACACAUAAUGAGGCCUUCAGGGGCAACUAAGGAGAUUGGACCCACUAUCUACUGAAAGUUAACCAAUUUCUUUGACGCAAAGUAGCAGCAUUUUUACUUUGAGUGUAGUCCAGAAGACCGAACAUCUCACCCCAUCUGGAGGGAGCCACCUGUAUCUUGUUCUUUGAGUCUUGUAACAACCAGUUAGAGGAGGUAAUCAAGUUCAGACUUUCGGGUAAUGCUACCAUUAUGAUUAAAUAACUGCCAA
Molecule: messenger RNA, 2282 nt
Organism: Synchiropus splendidus (mandarinfish)
Lineage: Eukaryota; Metazoa; Chordata; Actinopteri; Syngnathiformes; Callionymidae
Gene: mccc2
Product: methylcrotonyl-CoA carboxylase subunit 2
Exons: 17
Coding region: 67-1752 (561 amino acids)
Biological process (GO): L-leucine catabolic process
Cellular component (GO): methylcrotonoyl-CoA carboxylase complex; mitochondrion
Molecular function (GO): methylcrotonoyl-CoA carboxylase activity
Source: RefSeq, a predicted model, not a curated record